This is a messenger RNA of Acinonyx jubatus (cheetah), 4297 nucleotides long. RefSeq names its product erythrocyte membrane protein band 4.1 like 4B (gene EPB41L4B). Gene Ontology annotation, molecular function: cytoskeletal protein binding. Gene Ontology annotation, cellular component: cytoskeleton. The coding region runs from base 1873 to 4161 and encodes 762 amino acids. Lineage: Eukaryota; Metazoa; Chordata; Mammalia; Carnivora; Felidae. The transcript has 26 exons. The record is from RefSeq and is a predicted model, not a curated record.
AAGCGUGAGCCCGGGAGAGGCAGAGAGAGAGGGAGAGAGAGAGAAUCCCAAGAAGCCUCCACACUCUCAGCAUGGAGGCCCACUCGGGGUGCGAACUCACGAACUGUGAGAUCAUGACCUGAGUAGAAAUCACGAGUCAGAUGCUUAACCAACUGAGCCACCCAGAUGCCCCUCGCCUUGAGCUCCUUCUAAAUUAAGAGCUGUUUUAGAAAGACAUCAGGAAAGUAAGACUUGGAAUGACUUAGAGAGAAACUUGGACUAACGCCCUUAUUUUAUGUGUGUGGAACUGUGUUUUUUCAGUUCAUACUCUGUGAGUAUUAAAAUGACAUACCUGGAUGGUAAGCCGUUGAACCAAAAUAGAGAGAGCCAGGUGGGAAGCAGGUGGGAUUUGGGGUCAGCUGAGUUUGGGUGACCCUGUCCAUUCAGGGUACCAUGACUGAUUUGUAGCUGCAGGAGCGGUCCAGGAUGGUCCUAUGGAUUUUGGGAAAUUAUGAAUUGCUUAAGGUCACAGCUAGUGCAUCUAGGACUAGCGCAUAGAGCUCUCGCUUCCUGCCAGCCCAAUUCUGUCUGCCACAUCCUGCUGCUAAAGCUCUACACUAACUAGUUCUGUCCCACUAGGAAACCCACUAAUGAGGGAUUGGCUCCGUAAUAAUAGGCGUUGCAUAGUCCAGUAGUGCUGGAUAGUAAUAGGAAAGAAUACGUCCAGAGGAAAAGUGCCAGAAUGGUGAUUUUUUUUUUUUUUUUUUGCAGAAAAAAAAGUUGUAUUUGUUGUCUAACGACUGCCAAAAGAUCAGUGUUAAAGAAUACUUGGGAAGAAAAUCAUCCGUUUGUCCAUCCAGCCUAGCACAGCUAUUCUAUAAGUUUCUGCAAGCCUUUUUUUAUCAAGCAGGCCAUACAGCACGUACAUAUUUUUAACGUAGAAUCACAGCUUCUUAUUCCUUUGUGGUCUGUUUAGUUAAUGUUGAUGUAAGAAUUUUCCUUAUUUCUGUCUCAUGUUUAUAAUUGUCUGUCCUGAAAGCCCAGCAGUAUUCUGGAGUGUUGUUAGGUUCGGCUCCAUGGAUGUGUCCAGCCCUGUGGCUGGAGUUUGGGUUAUUUCUUGUUUUUGCCUCCCCACACCCAGCUUUAUUUCUCCAGUUAAAUAAUGCUAUAGAGAACAUCUCUGCACAUGGAGCCUUCUGCUGCUCUUGGGUCGUUGCCUUCAAGGAGUAUUUCCAGGAAGCGAAGAGUCUGACGGUUGGAAGCCAGUGCUGUAGUUUUGAGUUUUUGUUUUUACUUUCUGUUACCGCUGUUUCCUAUAGCACAGACACAGGCAAAUCAGUGAAACAGAGGUGUAGUCUAAUGAAUUAUGGGAAGGCAGACACCCCUGGACCACCCCCCAAGUCAAGAGCUGGGACCUUGCCAGCCCGCUGGAAGUCCGUGGUGUGCCCUCUCCCACGCACAAAUUCUCUACACCCCGAGACCAGCAAUUACCCUGACUUUAUUGCUUAUCGUAACCACUUCUUUACCCUCUUUUCAUGUUUUUUCUUAAUUUCUUUUUUAAUGUUUAUUCAUUUUUGAGAGAGAGAGACAGAGCGUGAGCCAGGGAGGGGCAGAGAGCGAGGGAGACACAGAAUCCGAAGCAGGCUCCAGGCUCCAAGCCGUCAGCACAGAGCCCAACACGGGGCUUGAACCCACGAGCCCUGAGAUCAUGACCUGAGUGAAGUCGGACGCUUAACCACCUGAGCCACUCAGAAACAUGCCAAAGGCCAGGAUUUGUUUGAUCAGAUCGUGUACCACUUGGACCUCGUGGAAACAGAUUACUUUGGCCUCCAGUUCCUCGACUCUUCCCAGGUUGCGCACUGGCUGGACCAUUCCAAACCCAUAAAAAAGCAGAUGAAAAUUGGACCUGCUUAUGCUUUGCACUUUCGAGUUAAAUAUUAUUCUUCGGAACCGAACAACCUUCGUGAAGAGUUUACAAGGUACCUGUUUGUUUUACAACUCAGGCAUGACAUUCUUUCAGGAAAACUGAAAUGCCCAUAUGAAACGGCUGUGGAAUUAGCUGCUCUCUGUCUACAAGCGGAGCUGGGGGAGUGUGAGCUUCCAGAACACACGCCAGAGCUUGUGUCUGAGUUUCGGUUCAUUCCAAAUCAGACAGAAGCGAUGGAAUUUGAUAUCUUCCAGAGAUGGAAAGAGUGCAGGGGAAAGAGCCCUGCCCAGGCGGAACUGUCCUAUCUGAAUAAAGCGAAGUGGCUGGAAAUGUAUGGGGUAGACAUGCACGUUGUCAGGGGAAGAGAUGGCUGUGAAUAUUCUCUUGGACUGACCCCGACAGGCAUAUUAAUCUUUGAAGGAGCUAACAAAAUAGGCUUAUUCUUUUGGCCAAAAAUUACCAAGAUGGAUUUUAAAAAGAGCAAAUUGACAUUGGUGGUAGUGGAGGAUGAUGAUCAGGGACGGGAGCAAGAGCACACAUUUGUCUUCCGGCUGGACAGCGCCAGGACCUGUAAGCACCUCUGGAAAUGUGCGGUCGAGCAUCACGCCUUCUUCCGCCUGCGGACGCCGGGAAAUAGCAAAUCGAACAGAUCAGACUUCAUCCGGCUGGGGUCUCGCUUCAGAUUCAGUGGGCGGACAGAGUAUCAAGCCACACAUGGGGCCAGGUUACGGAGAACCAGCACCUUUGAGCGGAAGCCUAGUAAACGCUAUCCAUCCCGGAGACAUUCGACGUUCAAAGCAAGCAACCCAGUGAUAGCGGCUCAGUUCUGCUCUAAAACAAAUCCUGAAGUCCAUAAUUACCAGCCUCAAUACCAUCCCAAUAUCCACCCCAGCCAGCCUCGGUGGCACCCUCACUCUCCAAAUGUAAGCUACCCGCUCCCUUCCCCAGGGCUCAGCAGCGCGGACCGGCUGCCUUUUGGCAUCGAGGAGAACGGGGGCACGCCUUUCACUACCAAAGCUUCAGGAAGGCACCACCACCACCACCACCAGCACCAGCACCACCCAAACUAUGGCCUCUCGCUGACUCUGGAGAACAAGGAGGGGCCUCUGAGAUCCCCAAACUCCAGCAGUAAAUCCCUUACAAAACUGAGUCCAGGAGGACCUGCCCUGUUCAGCGAAGCUGCUGCCCAUCUAAAGAAGCUAGAAUUGGAAACUGUAAAGGCGGCGGGACCCUGGCCUGCUCUGCACAUCAACAUAAAUAAGUCUGUGGCGUGUGUUCUGGGUUUGUCACAGGCUGAAGAAAAAAAGGUUUCUGAGAAGACUCUUCAGACCCCACUUUUGCCUUCCCCUGUAGCUGAUCACGUGAAGUGUAACAUUUUGAAAGCCCAGCUGGAGAACGCAUCCCGAGUGAGUGCUCAGCAGGUUGGAAAAGAGGAAUCGACGUUUGUAAAUAUCAAUAAGAAAUCCAGUCUGCAGGAUGCUAAAGUAAGAAGUCCUAUUCCUAUACGUGUGGAAACUACCCAACCAGCUGUGGAAAAGCCGGAAAUCAAGCCUCCCCGAGUGAGGAAGUUAACAAGACAAUACAGUUUUAACCGCAGUGAUGAAGAUGACCUCCCUCCCGACCUGGCCGAGGCAGUAGGAGCGUCCACAGCCGCAACCACACACACCACCACGGCCACCACGCAAGUCUCAGCGCCACUGGUGUCCCCCAAGGGCCACAAAGUCAGCUCGCCUCAGAAUUCAGAAGGCAAGGGCCCGCUGUCCCCAGGGGCCAAGAGUCCCUCUGACCGAGGAGGUGCCUUUACGUUGGAGCCAGGCGAUCUCCUGAUGGACUUCACAGAAGCUACUCCUCUGGCAGAGCCCGCCAGCGCCCCCCACUGUGCCCACUCUCGCUGUUCUCCUCCACUCUCUCCCCCCAUGAAGGAAGAGACCACUGGAGUUUGCAUGCACCCUCCAAUCAAAACGAGGCUGAUAAAAACGUUCCCGGCUGAUCCAGUGACCCCGUUUCCUGAUGCUUUCAUUACAGGGCCACAGUUCGCCGCAGACUUUAGAGACAGUAAGUUACAGUGCUGUCCUGGCCAGUCUUCCCCACUGAUUCCAUCAGUGACCCUGAGGCCUUUGACAGAGACCGUCUCCACCGUGCAGACCAUCUAUACCACGCGGAAGCCUGUUUCUCUGGCAGCCAGUGCAGAGACGCUCCGGCAGGAACUGGAAAGAGAGAAAAUGAUGAAAAGACUAUUGAUGACCGAACUGUGAAAUUCUCCCCUUGUUGCCUGGAGGAUGGCAUGGUGCCUUCUGUCCGUUUUCUUUCUUCGGGCUUUGUGUGCUCACUCCAGCACAACACACAGAUGUGUGCUCUGUUCACCAGGUCUCCAUGGCUGGUUGAAGCCAA